Molecule: messenger RNA, 1037 nt
Organism: Plectropomus leopardus (leopard coralgrouper)
Lineage: Eukaryota; Metazoa; Chordata; Actinopteri; Perciformes; Serranidae
Source: RefSeq, a predicted model, not a curated record
GCAGCAGUGCGGACACAUGUAACAUCCUCCUCGCAGGUUUCACAUUUCUGUUUCCGCUCAGAGUUCGCGCUUUAUUUCGGCUUUUAUCCACAGUUUUACACAUUUUUAACCCUUUAACUCGGCCUCGGCGCUUCACGCGCACUAAUUUACUCCAUAAUAAGUGCGUAUUUUGGCGUUUGCGCGGCAGAGCAGCAGACACGCCCUCUGAGGGGGAGGAGGGGCAUUUUCAGGAAUUUCCUCUUUUCUCGGAGUGAUAGCGGAUCAAUAAUGGCCUAUCAAGGAUACGGAGCUGCCCCCGGUGGAUACGGAGCUGCCCCCGGUGGAUACGGAGCUGCCCCCGGUGGAGUCGCGCAGGAUCCUCUGUUCGGGUAUUUUUCGGCUGUGGCUGGACAGGACGGACAGAUCUCCGCGGACGAGCUGCAGCGCUGCCUGACGCAGGCCGGCAUGUCCGGAUCCUACAAGCGUAAUCUUAAUUUUGUUGUGGUUGUUGUUUUGGUGUUUUUUUUUUGGAUAAUUUUCUAAUAAUCCUUUCUUUCUUUCAUAAAAUUAUUUUGUAGUUAAUUUUCUUGUCAGCUUUUUCUAAUUUUUGCUAUUUGUGGGGAAUUUCUUCCCAAAUUGGUCACUGGCUUUUCCCCCCAUAUUUUAAAAAUAAUUCAAACCAAUGUGCUGAUGUUUCAAAGGAUUUAAUGGCUCUGAGACACAUUUUAACCUCAUGCUGUUAUUCGGCUGUGGCUGUGGUCGUCCUCUAAUCAGAAGGUCGGAGGUUCGAUCCCCAGCUCCUUAUGUCCUCAUGUCUUCAUGUCCUCGUGUCCUUGGGCAAGACACUGAAUCCCAAUUUGCUCCUGAUGCUGCGUGAUCAGAGUGUGCAUGCGUAUGAAUGAUUAACACAGAAAACAAAAACGUAUGAAUGAUUACUCUCUGGUAGGUGGCAGAGGUCACCUUGUGCAGUAGCCUCUGCCACUACUGUGUGAAUGUGUGUGUGAAUGUGUGAAUGUGACAUGUCCUGUGAAAGCGCUUUGAGUAGUCGAAAAGACAAG